UUUUUAGCCUGCGGUUGCCUAAAAGCCAACAAAAUUGCACAUUUACUGGAAAACCCGUUGCACCACCAACCACCGCUAUCGGGUGGCACAGCGGAACGUCUUGGCGUAGAAUUCGAUUUCUACAACGUGGCCUCCAGCAAGGUACACCCCAGUCCGGGGGCAGCGCGCAGUGUUUGGGCGCUGCCCCUGACGGCCUCCUCGUCAUGCAACAUGGAGGAGGAUGGUCACGCCCAUGCGGACAUUGACAUUGACAUCGAUCAUCGUCCGCACUCGCCGCCGGGCACCAACGGGCCAGCCAAUAAUGGAGAGGGCAGCGAGCACGACAGCAACAUGCUAUUAUUUGAGGGUUUGGACGGCGCCACCGUAAAUCUGGAUGAUAUUUUCGAUAUUAUCAAGAGCGGCGAAGUUAGCGAAGUGGAGAAUCUGGUCGAGAAGUUUGGCAUGGAAUGCCUUUCGGCCAGAGAUCGGCACGGCUAUACGCCCGCUCACUGGAUUGCGCUCAAUGGCAAUGUGCAGCUUAUGCGUUAUUUAAUUGAACGGACCGCGCCCAUUGAUUUACCCUGCUUGGGCACACAGGGACCUCGACCCAUACACUGGGCCUGCCGCAAGGGGCAUGCUUCUGUGGUGCAGGUGCUGCUGCAGGCGGGCGUGGCUGUCAACGCGGCAGAUUUCAAGGGACUCACGCCUCUGCACCUGGCCUGCAUGUACGGACGCACUGCGACGGCUGCCUAUCUGCUGGGCAUGGGUGCAUUGAAUAAUCUGACGGACAUCAAUGGCGACACGGCGCUGCACUGGGCGGCAUAUAAGGGACAUGGUGAUCUGAUGCGUCUGCUCAUGUAUUCCGGCGUGGAGCUGCAAAAGACGGAUAACUUUGGCUCGACACCGCUGCAUCUGGCCUGUCUCUCCGGUAACAUCAAUUGCGUGCGGCUACUGUGCGAGAAGUCACAGCUGGAGCUGGAGCCGCGGGAUAAAAACGGCAAGACGCCCAUUAUGCUGGCACAGGCGCAUCAGCAUCAGGAUGUGGUGCGUUUGCUCUAUGGCGAGGUGAAGAAAAAGUCACGCUGGAUACCAUCCGUAUCGGAGAGCUGGGGCUGGCUGUUUGGCGGCGCCGGCGACUCCAAGGGACCGCUAUUUCUCUUCCUCUUCUCGGUGCUGCUAUGGGGCUAUCCCAUGUACAUGAUACGCGCCAUACCCAUCACGUGGAACAUACUGAGGCGUUCGCAUUAUUGUUUCAUCUACUGGAACGUGGUCAUGUGGGUCAGCUGGGCCAUUGCGAAUCGUCGUGAUCCCGGCUACAUACCGCUCAGCUCGGAUGCCUACUAUCGCGCCAUCAAGCAGAUACCCUACUUUGACAAACUGAAGAAACGCAAUGUGAUGCUCACCCGGCUGUGCCACAGCUGCCGCUGCCUGCGCCCGCUGCGCGCCAAGCACUGCCGUGUGUGCAAUCGUUGCGUCUCCUACUUCGAUCACCAUUGCCCCUUCAUCUACAAUUGCGUUGGCCUGCGCAAUCGCAUGUGGUUCUUCCUGUUCGUGCUUUCGGUGGCCGUCAAUUGCUCAUUUACCAUUUAUUUUGCCUGCUACUGUGUCAUGAUCGAGGGCUUCACGCUGCUCUAUGUGCUCGGGCUGAUCGAGGCGGUCGUAUUCUGCGGUCUGGGCUGGAUACUCACCUGCACUUCGAUCCUGCAUGCCUGCAUGAAUCUCACCACGAACGAGAUGUUCAACUACAAGCGUUAUCCAUAUUUGCGGGAUAAGCGCGGACGCUAUCAGAAUCCAUUCUCGCGCGGGCCGAUUUUGAAUCUGCUGGAGUUCUUUGUUUGCCUGCCGGAUCGAAGCGAUGACAACGAUCUGCUCUUAGAGGAUAACAUUUGAUUAAGAAGCUAGGAGCGCGCUCAUGCUCGCCGGCGCAAGGUGCCCGUGCGUGGAUAAUAGCGACAGUCACCGCUUCAAGGAGGCGGCUGUGCUUUGAUUUUGCUCCAGGCUUUGUGCUUUAACUCGGCUUAGGCUCCAUGGCGAAAGGUUUUUAUCAAUUGGUAAGCGGAAUUGAAGUUGUCCUUGUUUUGGAAAGGUUAAAGAUAGGUUAAGCUUCAAGAAAUUAUUGUAAUUUUAAAAACUUUACCGUGCAGGAAUUAGAACUUGAUAAAGUUCCAUUAUCUUAUAGAUCUCUCUAUAACACUUGAAAUUAUGCUCUGCAAG
Messenger RNA from Drosophila novamexicana, 2193 nucleotides. RefSeq names its product probable protein S-acyltransferase 23 (gene Patsas). The transcript is spliced from 2 exons. NCBI's taxonomy places the organism in Eukaryota, Metazoa, Arthropoda, Insecta, Diptera, Drosophilidae. Gene Ontology annotation, molecular function: palmitoyltransferase activity; protein binding. Gene Ontology annotation, biological process: protein palmitoylation. The annotation marks the transcript as partial. The record is from RefSeq and is a predicted model, not a curated record. Gene Ontology annotation, cellular component: Golgi membrane.